CGUGUGGGGACCGGUCCGUGAGGUGAGGGGCCGGGACGCUGUUCCUCCGUCCCUCCCGUCCCGUUGUCCGCUCGCUAUCCGUCCUAACCCCGCUCCCGGCCUCGAGGAGCCUCCCGCUGAGGGGACGCUACCGGCAGCCGCCGCGCUCCGAGCCGCGGGGUCCUGGCGAGGAUGGACAGGUGCCGCAUGCUUGAUCCUUUUGCCGCACAUCAUGAAUACAUGCGGCAGAUGAUGAGAAGCUUUUCUGAUCCCUUUGGACGAGAUCCAUUUUUCAGUAUAACAGAUGGUGGGGAGAGAACAGUAGAUCGAAGAGUGCGCCAGGAUUCUCAGGUUGCUCUGAGAGGAAAUCGCAGAGCAACAAGCUACUCCCUCAUGCCCUUUGCAGGCUUUGGUAGCAUGCAAGAUGCAGAUUUUGGGGACCCUUUUUUUGCGAUGGACAGAAUGAUGUCAAAUAUGAGAAACAGCAUGCUGGAAAUGCAAAGAAAAUUUGAUGAGCUGUCUGUCCAUCCAGAUGCACAUACCUUCAGCUCCUCCUCUGUGAUGACAUAUUCCAAAAUAGGGGAUGAACCACCAAAAAUUUUCCAAGCCUCAGCUCAGACACGCACAGCUCCAGGAGGUGUUAAAGAGACAAGGAGAGCACUUAAGGAUUCUGAAAGUGGACUGGAAAAAAUGGCUAUUGGUCAUCACAUUCAUGACCGUGCCCAUGUCAUAAAAAAAUCAAAGAACAGGAAGACUGGUGAUGAAGAAAUAAACCAAGAAUUCAUCAACUUGGAUGAAACUGAGGCCCAGACCUUUGAUGAGGAGUGGCAGAAAGAGAUAACCAAGUUCAAGCCGUCUAGAACCAGAUACAAUUUAGAAGCUCCAAAAUACAGAAGCGUUCAGCACAUACCUAAGGAAGAUGGAUUAAAAAGAGAGAAACCUCUUGUAUCUGUGGGUUCCAGGGGGCCCAGAGUUUCCAUGGAGAACCUCAGUGUGAAAGGAACGCAUGUUCCCAUCAAAAGCAGCAAAAAAUAAAAUGUUUCCAUUGUCCACUUGGAUGGAGAUUCUUCAAAGAAGAUAAUGGUGCUGCACUGCUUAUGUUCAUAUAAGUAUACACAUGUAUGACCAAUCUCUGUCUCUUUUAGUGUCUUGCUACUCUCAUCUAUUGACUACUGAAUGUUGUUUAAAACUUCAGCUCCUAGGCUAAGUCAUCUAGUGUCAGUGAAUACAAAAAAAACACACAACAAAAACCUUUCUACUUAAAAGCACUUUAAUAGUUUAUCAGUAAUUGUUUGAAAAUAUAUGCUUUGGUUAGCAGAGUCUUCUCUACUUACAACUGCACCAGUCUCAAAGUUUUUAUUAAGCCUGAUAAUUAUUUUCCUCCACGUUGUGCAACUUGCACAGAAUGUGAAUUCUGUUCUUGCUUUGUGUGGCCAAAACUUGUUCUGGUGAUACAGCAAUCAAUAGCCAUUUCAGUACACUGUAGCCUCUCUAAUUAUAGCUUUUAAUUCAUACUUUAAAUUGAUGUAGAAUCCCCAGAUUCAUCUUGAUUUUAAAGUGAAGAAAAGUGGGAGGAGUACUAAAAUAACAUCGUGUUUAUCAGCAUUCUUAUGUUCAUAAGCUGCACUUGCAUCUCUCAUCUCCAUCCCCAGCCUGUUAAUCUAUUUCUGAUCCUUUGGAUGUUUCCUUUGGAGGUAGCCCAUUCUUCAUUAUUGAAGGUUCUCCAUAGAUGUUUUUCAUUAGAGUAAUAUCACUGUGUCCUAAGAAGCUCAGCUCCUAAUUGGAAAAAUGUGGGAGAAAUGGUUCAGUAAUGUGCAACCAUUCAUUAUCCCAUUUCUUGUCCUAAAAAACUAAAAUAUCCCUAUAUGCAGGAAAUACUUCUCCCUCAGCUGAGAUGAGAUCAGUUAUAUUAUUUCAUGCCCUGACUUAGUGGAUGUAGAAGGAUCCUACAUCUAACACUUGAUCUCCCUUAACACUUUUUUCAUCGUUUGCUGAAGGGGUCUGGUGUUCUAUGGGAAAGCAAACUGACUGAGAACAGGAAGUGUCUCUGUAUUAGUGUUAAGUGUGUGUGCUGUCUUGUUACUCUGAAUUGAUCUCAUGUUGUAAAUUUCUGUAGAUAUAACACGUUAGCAUUAGCACUAAAGCAUAUAUUUCAAGGCUAAAACAUUAUCGUGUAGCCUUCAAAAAAGUCACUAUGUUAAAAUUGUUUAAUAUUCAUAAGACUAAAAGAAAUAGUCUAGGUUGUAUCUUCCUGCAGAUUCCUCCGAUUAAUGUUAUUAAUGUGUAAAAAAAAAAGGUACUUCUGUUGAACUGACAAGAGGAAGACAAUAGUUUCUCUGCUUGUUUAACACAGUGGCCUUCUUUCAGUUAUUAGAGCAAAUACUAGUAGCAAUAAUUUUUUUUGCUGUUGCACUGUUCCACCAGCAGUCAAGGUAAGAGGAUUUACUGUAGUAGGCAGCAUGUGUUCUAGCUCAGACAUGCGCACAUCCCUUCUGCUGCCAAUGCUGUGGGAGCAGAAACCUCUGACAGGGAAAUGGGCAGAAAGCCACGUGUAAUAUCACACUAAUAAUACCUGUGGAGGAUGUCUGCCAGAACCCUUAAUCUAAGGAUGCUUUUAUUCUCUUCAGAAGGUAAGAGUACAGCUUAGGGCCUGAUCCUUCAUGCACUGAAGACAACAUCAAUUUUGCAAUUAAUGUAAUUGAGAAUAUCAGGCCAUAGAGGUAUAUUUCAGGUGUGUCACUUAAAUUUCCUAAUGAUAGAUAGCAGGAAACAUUACGUUGUAACUUCUCUCAAAAUUCAGAUUUCUGCUGAUGUUGCUAUUUAACAGAAGACAGAAUUCAUCUGACUGCUUAUAUUUUUGCCUAUGCUUUACUGGGAUGGAUGAAUAUACACAACAGAGAAAUGAGAACAUCAUGGGUUAUAAAAUCUUAGUAGAAAGGGGCUAAUAGUCAUUAUAGACUACUCUGUUAUGCAAAACAAUGUUAAUGUUAUGCAAGAGAAAUUGUUCUACAUAGGAACAUCUGAAACUGUAGUUCUUUAAUAAAGAGUUAUUUAUUAUUUA
Molecule: messenger RNA, 3040 nt
Organism: Oxyura jamaicensis (ruddy duck)
Lineage: Eukaryota; Metazoa; Chordata; Aves; Anseriformes; Anatidae
Gene: MLF1
Product: myeloid leukemia factor 1
Exons: 8
Coding region: 172-1014 (280 amino acids)
Biological process (GO): regulation of DNA-templated transcription
Cellular component (GO): cytoplasm; nucleus
Source: RefSeq, a predicted model, not a curated record